Molecule: messenger RNA, 476 nt
Organism: Lagenorhynchus albirostris (white-beaked dolphin)
Lineage: Eukaryota; Metazoa; Chordata; Mammalia; Artiodactyla; Delphinidae
Product: cyclin-dependent kinase 2-associated protein 1-like
Exons: 1
Coding region: 1-348 (115 amino acids)
Cellular component (GO): nucleus; cytoplasm
Source: RefSeq, a predicted model, not a curated record
AUGUCUCACAGCCCGAACUUGACCGCGCACAUGCCCGCCGCCUCCCUCAGCGCCUCUGGGAGCGUCCACCCGCCCUCCACCAGUAUGGUGACGUCUUCCCAGUACCGCCAGCUGCUGAGUGACUACGGGCCGCCAUCUCUGGGCUACGCCCAGGAAACUGGAAAGAGCCAGGUGCCCCAGAGCAAAUAUGCGGAGCUGCUGGCCAUCAUCGCAGAGCUGGGGAGAGAGGUCAGACCCCUCUCCGCGGGCAGCUGGAGCGCGAUGGAGAGCCUGAAACGCGGCAUCAUCCACGCACGAGGGUUGGUGCGGGAGUGCUUGGCAGAAACGGAACGGAAGGCCGGGUCCUAGCUGCCUCGUGAGCCUGGAAGGUUUUCUGUCUUCUUCCGAGAGGAGAAGUUACAGUAGUUCAUUUCCCCUGUUAGGAUGAAACUUUGUUUUCAAAAUGGUAACAGUUUUGUUUCUCCACCCCCCCCCGC